AUGGAGGGCGAAGCACUGCAGGAGGAGGAUGAACUCACUGACAGUCCCAAGCCGCUCGGUUUCCCUUUCUCCCUCGCUGGCAACCACCGUUCUAGUUCAUCGCCUUCCUCCAGUCCUCGCCCCAGCCAAUCCCAGUCUAGACCGAGUGCAGAAUCCUAUAGGUCCAACGUCCCCCCCAAGCGCUCCUUCGACACUAUCAAUUCCCAGAUGUCGUCCAGGGGCGCCCUGUAUGCUCUUGCACAGGAAAGCCUGUCAGCCACCUCUCUUAGCAGUAGAGUCAGCGGUGCCGCUGUGACAGCGAAAGACGGCCUGCUUGGCAAAUUCUCAUCGUUGGCACGCCCACGCGCCCCUCCGUACCAGGCGUUUUCGACACCGUCGUCCCCUGAUCAGCCGUCCCCUAUCCACUCCGCCCUGAAUCGUUCUCAGACGUCCACGAACCAUCACGACAACCGACCCGGUACCACUUACGACCCUGAACCUACCCGUUUCACAAGCUAUCCAGUUGAUGCGCCCAUACAUCCCUACGCCAAUCCCGACUUGGUUGUCACCUGCGAUGGAGAGCCGACAGCUCCCGGCUCCCCUACCCUCGACAAUCAUCCUCUUGCGCGCGGAAGUUCAAGUGCCACUGUCAAAGAGAGCUUUACUCCGGCCGAGCCGCAACGCAGGGACUCCCAAGCAGAUGGGCCGCGACCGCGGCGGUCAACUGUUCAUGGAAAAGGCAUCUCUUCACCCAUUGCCGUUCAAGGCAGCGCUUUACCGGCCAACAUUUCAAGCCAUAUUGUCACUCCUGCUCCAGACGGUACUGUAAGCGGAUCUCUCCAUGGAUGGACGGAGAGGGUCAUCCCGCCUUCGUUCAGCUUAAUCUCCCUCGAGGAGGCGCGAGCUCAGCAAGCGCGAAAUUCCGUCCUACCGAACGAAUUGUCCCGAACCACGACUGUGAACACUGUCUCCCACGCCAUGCCCCAGUUUGUCCACGACGAGUCGACGAAUGGCGCACCACUUGCUCCUACCAGGUCCCGUGGGCGUACAACGAGCGCAGGUGCCAAGGCAAUGAACGCAAUUCAAUCCAUGGUCGGAACUGCCAAAGUCGAUCGCAGGGAUUCGGAGUCCGCUGUACCUCCUCAAAAUGUCAGCCAACCCGGCGGCAAGACAUUAAAACAUAAGAAGAGCGGCUUUAUGCGGCUCUUUAACGCUGGAAAGGAGAAAGAACCUGACGUACCGCCACCUGUGCCCUCAAUGCCGUCGUCGGACCUCAACGGAUCAUCGAAGAAGCCCUCUAUUUCGCGUGUUCCGGUUCCUAAUUUCAACUCGGACUCCCAAGGCUCUCCACCUUUCUCGCAAGGAUUUGGCCAUGCACCGCCCAGUUCCAGGCCAUCGCCACCGACGCUUCAGAUCAACACUCGCGGAGGAUUGUCUGACGUGGAGCGACCGCCGCUCAGUGCCGUUACACCGACGGGCUUCGACAAGCCAUGGCUUAACGGAAGUCAACCGCAGAGUGCUCCUGCAGACGUUACUGCAUUCCCUGCCUUGCAGCUUCGCCCCGUCUCAAGUCUCUUCACUGGCUUUGAGCACAUCGUACCCGACUUCCAGUCCAACGCCAAUGAGCGCACAGGCUCCGAAACCCCGACAUCUGCGAGUCCCAACGAGCCCAUCACUCCAGGACUUUCCGAUGGGCUCUCGAAAUCCAGUCACGAGAAUCCAGCAAUGACUAUCAAAUCCUUGCAAGAUCAACUCGCUGCCACGAAAUUGGCGUCACAGCGCCAGAAAUGGGAACUCGAAGCCCAAAUUAGGGAUCUCAAGAUGGAAGUGGAACAACUUCGAUCAAAACAAGGGGGUGAUUGCGUCCACUGCAGCCGAAAGACAUGGACUUCGUCUCCCAUCAAUGAUGCUCCAGCUUCAGGCGGUACGUCUCCCGGUAAUGGGAGGAGUGUAUUGAAUCGACCACGAGCCAAGACGGGUACCAACUCGCGAUUUGCCAACCCACAGCCAUGA
This is a messenger RNA of Coprinopsis cinerea okayama7#130, 1992 nucleotides long. RefSeq lists its product as hypothetical. The coding region runs from base 1 to 1992 and encodes 663 amino acids. The transcript is spliced from 2 exons. NCBI's taxonomy places the organism in Eukaryota, Fungi, Basidiomycota, Agaricomycetes, Agaricales, Psathyrellaceae. The record is from RefSeq and is a predicted model, not a curated record.